AUGGAACUUUUAGUACCAUUUCUUAAUCGUGAUAAUGUAUCACAUCAUAUCUCAAUAUCUAUGUCAAAUAUUCUUACUUACCAAAAUGAAUCAAGUAAACAAGAAAAAGAAAUUGAAGAACUUAGUCGACUUCUAGAUGCUUUACCAACUAAUAUAAAUCUUGAUUCAAUAUCAAUUGCUAGUCAACUUUUUGAUUAUUUAUUACAAAAUUUACCAACAAUUCAUCAAUAUCGUUUAUUAUCUUCAUGUUUGAAUUUCAUGAAAAUAGAAGAUCGUCUUCAACGUAUAAAAACUAUUCUUCUAUUAAUUCUUGAUAAUGAACAAACAGUUCAAUUACGUGAACUUCUAUGCAAAUUACUCAAUAGUAUUGAAUAUUCUACUUCUUUAUCAUUAGAUUUUGAUUGGACACAUUUAGAAACUGCAAUGCAUUAUCAACAUGAUCCUAAAUUUCUUACUUAUAUUUGGCGUUUUUUUUCUAAAAAUCAUCAAACAAAUCUAGAACAAAUUCUUGUACGCACAUUACCAAUAAUAAAAACAAAUGAUGAAUUAUUUCUUUUUUUAUUAAUUGAUUUACGUUCAACAAACGUCUUUGUUUUAAUGCCAUCAUUUUGGUAUUUAAUACAACGUUCAUUAGGUGAUAGUACAUCAAAUAAUGAUCGUAUACGUAAAUGUGCUAUAUAUUUAUUUCAACAAAUAUUAACUAAUGAUGAAUAUAAACAUAUUGAGAUCAAAGAAGAAAAAUUUAAUCGAUUAUUAAUUUUAAUUAAUGAGAAAACAAAACAAUUUUGGAUUGAUUUUAUUGUUCUUUAUGAAGCACUUGAAGAUGGUGUUGUUCAUUUGAUUAAACCGUUGUUGACAAAAUUUGAUCGACUUUUAAAUUUUUCUCUUGAAUAUGGAUUAUCAUUAACAUGGUUAUUUAUUUUGUUACAACGUUUAUUUGCAAAUACAAGUUCUCCACUUGCUCGUUGGACGGUUCGAUGGUUUUUUAAUUCAAUGAAGUUACCUGAUAACCAAGUAGAAAAUUUCUUUUUCGAAACUGUUCUCGAUUGGUCAUCAAAUAAUUUUGUUUUUCUCAAAGGUGAAGAGAUUAACGAUUCUCAACAGCCAAUGGAACAAUUUUUAGAAUCUUAUCUUGAACGAUGGCUUAAUCAUGUUGAAAAUCCAAGUUCAUGUUUAUUAACACUUCUAUCACGUAUACAAACUAUUAAAUGGUCACAUAUAUCACUUGUACGUAUUUUAUAUUCAUUAAGAACAUAUGCUUUGAAUCAUCAAAAUCAAUCUUUAUUAAAUGAUGAACAUAUUAAAAUAUUUGCAUCAUUAAUAUUAACACAGUUUCAUACAUAUGCACCAGCUCUUCGUUUAUCUGCUUAUUCAUCUAUACUUGAUAUUGUUAUUUAUCUUCUUGAUUGGUCAAUAUCAUCAAAAUCAUUAAGUCUUUUACGAUUUUUUGCUUUAUUUGAUCGAUCAACAUUUUUAUCAAAACAUUUUCAAAUAAUAUUAAAUCAUUUUGUAUUUGAUAUUCGACAAUUACAAACAUUUAUUGAAGAAUUUGUUUCAUCCGAGGAUUUAAAUACAUCUUUAGAUACUCGAUUAUUUUCACUUGAUAAUAAUUUAUUAGAAUAUCGUCAAAUAGCAUUUUUACUUGAUCUUAUUGAUAUACACAAUACAGAUAUAUUAAAAACAAUAUUUAAUCCAUUAAUUGAAAAUAUUCGAACAGCAUAUCAACGUCCAUAUAUGUCAAUAAAUAAUGUUCGAAAAUCUAUUGAACUUUUUUCGGGUUUAAUACAAGAAAAUUAUUUUCGUUCAUCAAAUUUUGUUAAAGAUUGGUUUUCAUCAAGUAUUCGAUUAAUCGUACGAGAAGGUUUAAAUUUUAUUAAAAUACAUUCGAUCAAACAACCUAUGGUUUUUAUUAAAUUACCAAUCGUUUUCUUAAUGAUUGGUAACCAUGGAGAUAUUAGUCGAUUUUUACAAGAAUUAAUUACCCAAAUGGAAACAAUUAUACAACAACAGGCAGGAAAUAAUUGGCAAUGUCUCUUCGUAGUAUUUAUUCAUUCUAUGGAUUGGCUUUUAACAAAUCGAUUAUCAGAUUUUAACAAUGAAUGGAAUACUAAGCUGCGUACAGUUCCACUAUUUUCUCAAAUUUUACCAUUACUCGAUCAGCCCAAUAUCAACAUUCCACAAGCCGAUAUGUUAAUUGCUAAAUAUUUAUUUAUCGCUAAUAAUAUACCACCAAUUGAUUUAUAUAACAAUAUCAUAGAUGAUUUAUUCAAAGCAUCUCCAAGAGAACUACCCUAUGUCUUUCGUGCUAUCGCUGUAUUACUUCGUCAAACAGAAAUAACAAAUGAAAAUAAAUGUAAACUAAUCGAAAAUUCAAUGAAUGUACUUGAUGAAAUUGAUCAUCGAAUGCCAGUAUAUUGGCCAUGUUUAACAACAUUUUGUCAAGCUAUAUCAUCUUCUGUUACAGAUAUAAAUGUAUCUAAUCUCUUAACUGAAUGGUUUACACAAAUGCUUGAAAAAUGUGGACAUAUUUCAGGAAUUAUGAAUGUCAUACUUGAAUCAAUAAUUCCAAUAUGGUUACAUGAACAUCGAAUUCAAUCAUCUCAUUUACCAAUCAUAGUUGAAUGUAUUAUCUUCGGACAAAUUCAUCAAAAAGAUAAAAAACAACAAUGGCAAGCAGAACAAAUUGUUGAACAAGAUGAAUCGUUUCGUUUACUUCUUUCUAAUACACAUAUAAUACCUGAAUAUCGUUAUGAUCGAAAUAUUCGUGUAUUAAUACAAUUAUUUGUUUUACAUAUUUGGCCAUCAUUACUUAAUGUUCAACAAAAUGAUAUUGUUAUGCAAAUAAUUGCAAAACAUCGUCAUUUAGCAUUAAAAGAACGUCGACCACGUUUUUGUACGAAUUCACUUGAACAUCGUAUUAUGUUUCGUUCACUUCAAUGUCUUCUUUGUUUAACAUCUGUUAUAAAAAACUCGAGCCUUUUAAAAACAAUCUACGAUUAUAUAGUAGAAACAUUAAUUAAAGAAAAUGAACCAUCACUUCGUUUACUGUCAGAAUGGAUUAUUGUUCGUUUAAUAUCAGAAGAUAGAAAAACACGUUUAAAUGAUUUAUAUGAAUAUUUACAUCAUGCUCAUCAACAGAGAACAGGAACUGUAUGUGCUUGGCUUUCAAUAGCAUCACAUAUACCAAAUCUUUUAUUAAAUCAAAUUGAACAGAUAGAAUAUAUAAAUAAAAUUUUCGAAUAUAUUAGUCCAUUAAUAAUACAUUCAAAUUUUCAUAUUCGAACAUUUGCUUGUACAACAAUGAUUAAAUUACUUGAAUAUAUUGAACGUCAUCAUCUUGAAAAUGAAAUACCAUAUGAAGCAUACCGAUAUUUUAAACGAAACGAUGAAAAAUCUGAACUUGGCCGAUAUAUAAUGAAACUUCAAAGUUUAUUUCUUUAUCAAUUUGAUCCAAUACGAGAUUUUUCACUUGAAACAAUUUUUUAUACAUUACCAAAAUUAUCUUUAAUAGCUGAUGAUGAAUAUCUAUGGCCCGAACGGUUUAUUGAAAUAAGUCAACAGUUACAUUUCACAUUUCCAAUAUCAGUUUAUAAUGUUUCAACAAUUUUACAAUCAUGUCAAGCUGGAAUAUGGAGAUUAACUGCUUCUGGAAAAACUGAUAUAGGAGGGAUACAAGAUGAAGAAGGAUCUUCAACGAUUCAACAUAAAGCAAAUCCAUAUCCCAUCGUUGAAGCACUUGAUGAUACUGAAUUAAGAGGAAGUAUUAAACGAAGUCAAUUGAUUGUUGUGGCAUCACUUAUUGAUAAACAAGCAAAUUUAGGUGGUUUGUGUCGAACUGGUGAAAUCUUCGGAAUAAAAGAACUAGUAAUUGACAGCAUUCGUAUAUUGGAAGAUCAACAAUUUCUUAAUUUAAGUAUGACUGCUCAUAAAUGGUUACGUAUUAAACAAGUACAAGAAAGAGAAUUAAAGGAUUAUUUAAUUGAUAUGCAAGUUCAAGGAUAUACGAUUAUUGCUGUUGAACAAACAGUGAAUAGUCAAAGUUUAUAUGAAUUUGAAUUUCCAGAGAAAACAUUACUUUUACUCGGAAAUGAACGGGAAGGUAUUCGAGCUGAUCUCUUAUCUUUAGUAAAUGCAACAGUUGAAAUUCCACAAGCCGGUGUUAUACGUUCGUUGAAUGUUCAUAUAAUGAGUAUUUAUAAUGAAUUUAAAUCGAUGUUUAUUGUUGUCGGUUUUCAUGGUUAUGUUUUCUUAAUUAGUGGACUUAUUAUUAAUUUUUUACAAUUAUGUUCAUGCAUUAUAUGGCCAUUUAAUAAAGAACUUUAUAGAAAAGUUAAUUGUUAUUUAGCAUUGGGUAUAUGGAGUCAAUUCACUUUCAUUGCGCAAUGGUGGUCAAAAAGCAAUUGUGUUCUGUAUAUAAAACCUGAAGAUCUCGAAAAAGUUCGUAAGGAACAUGCUAUUGUUAUAAUGAAUCAUAAAUAUGAUAUUGAUUGGCUUGCUGGUUGGAUUAUUUGUCAACGUUUAGGUAUAAUAAAGGGAUCAAAAAUAGUUGGUAAACAAUCACUUAAAUUGGUUCCUAUCGUUGGUUGGUGUUGGAUAUUUACUGAAUCAAUAUUUUUACGACGUGUAUGGGAAAGUGAUCGUGAAACAUUAGUUAAAGAUUUACGAAAAGUACUUGCUAAUUAUCCAAAAAAUUAUUUUUUUAAUUUGUUACUUUUCUGUGAAGGUACACGAUUUACUGAAAAGAAAAGAUUAACAAGUAUGAAAAUUGCACAAGAAAAAGGUUUACCAGAACUUAAACAUCAUAUUCUUCCACGUACAAAAGGUUUUACUCUAUUAUUACAAGGAGCAGAAAAUCGAAUUGCAGCUAUAUAUGAUUUAACAAUUGGUUUUAAAGAAAAUGGAGCUAAACCAACGCUUCUUAGUAUAUUAAAAGGACGUUCAUGUCAAGCAGAAAUAUUUGUCAAACGUAUUCCAGUUUCGGAAAUUCCACAAGAUACAGAAGGAUGUAAUAAUUGGGUUCAUGAAUUAUAUCAAGAAAAAGAUAAAAUAUACGAUUAUUUUGUUAAUCAUGGCACAUUCGAAGGAAAUGGUUUACCACGAAUUGAAAUUCAACGUAAUUAUUAUGAUCUAUUAAUUGAACUUGCUUGGAUAUUAAUUAUUGGUGUACCAUCAUUAAUAUAUUUCUUUAAACUUCUUUGGAUAAGUUCUUUAUUAAUACAAUUGAUUUUUGUUGCUUUGAUUUGUAUUGCAACAAUUGGUGUUCGAGCAAUGAUAGCAGUUACAGAAACUAAACGUGGUUCAGAUUAUGGUGAAACACAUAAAGAAGAAUAA
This is a messenger RNA of Rotaria sp. Silwood1, 5331 nucleotides long. Lineage: Eukaryota; Metazoa; Rotifera; Eurotatoria; Philodinida; Philodinidae. The record is from the annotation of a GenBank genome assembly.